AUGGAGUGUUUGCAUGGAUUCCCAGCGUCCACGGUUUCUACAAAAAAUGGAAAAUUUUGGCUUUCCAUCAAAAAUAACCCCAAGAGUUGUGAAUUAUUUUGCCCUGCUCAAGACCGCUCGUUGUACGAAACGGCUAUGGCAAUGUGGAGAGCGAAUGGACCAAUUCAUCCGGUGUGUGAUACUCGCCAAAGACUAGCAAGAAUGAAAGUCGUCAAAGACGUUAGUAAACUGAACUUUGGAAGGCCGUUUUUUGUUUGUUGCGACCGCGAGAAUCCAUGUAAGUUCUGGCAGUGGGGUGACAGACACGAGUUGCCAAAACCAAAGUGCGGACACGGAUUGAAUGCUUGCGUGCGGAAAGUCAAAAAGGAAGGAGAAAAUCAAGGCCGCCUUUUCUUCUGUUGCCCAAACGAUCGAGAAAAGUCGUGCGGUUUUUUUUAA
This is a messenger RNA of Paramuricea clavata, 438 nucleotides long. The record is from the annotation of a GenBank genome assembly. NCBI's taxonomy places the organism in Eukaryota, Metazoa, Cnidaria, Anthozoa, Malacalcyonacea, Plexauridae.